UGUCCGUUUAUAAAUCACGAUGGCUUAUUGAAAAUCUAUCUUAGUGAUAAGCUCCCGAGCAAACAGGCAGGAGGUGUUUGUCGAGAUUGACAUGGCUCCGCGGUGACAACUGGAGUGUUUUUACACCUCCUUUCUAAAUAAGGCAGCGGCCCGUCAAGCAUAUGACCACCGGUCCAAUUUGGGAGCUGCCAAAGAGUCCAUCACGUCCCCUUCUCUCCUGUGAGAUCUCACUCUCCCCCGGGCUCCUCGAAUACCGCUGCUGCUGCAUACGAAGCGCGCAUCGAUCGCGGCCACUUUCCACAUCAAAGAGUCAACGGUCCGGCGGGCAGCACUGAGAUGUCAUCGUGAUGUCAUCCCGCGGGUGGGUGACGUCAUCGUGAAGGUCUCCCCGGCAAGGUGAGCUUGCAUUUUUGGCGAGUGUGUGUGGUGCUCCCCACGCCAGCGUUUGGCCACCGAGAGAGGUGAAACAUGGUCAUCAUCGCCACCAGCUCAAGCUCCGCCGCCCUGCACUUCUCAUCUACCGAGGGGCUUAUUGCGUUACACGCCCGCAGCCCCGACCUGCCUUCCAAAAAUAAGCCCCUGCCACCAUGCCGAAAGAAGAAAAACAAGAGUGGUAUUUUUAGGGUCAUUAAUUUUGACCACGUGCCCCGAGGGUAAACCGGAUGGCCACUGCGCAAAGGCUCCUCACCAGUAUGUGCGAGACCAGCAGGCGCUGGACUGCGUUUCUUCUGCUUGGCUUUCUGCUUGGGAUCGCGUACUCCUACCCCAUCUCGAACAGGACUAAUGCAACCCCACUGGAGAAAAGGUGGGAGACGCUGUUCUCCCGAUCCGUUUUGGGGAUCUCGAUGGAGAAAUCGGAGCUGAACUGGGAGAAUGAUUAUUUGAUGGGUAUUAAGAGAGUGCGGAGGCUGUACUGCAACGUGGGCAUCGGGUUUCACCUGCAGGUCCUCCCAGAUGGAAAGAUCAGCGGUGUACAUAAUGAGAACCAGUACAGUCUGAUAGAAAUCUCAACUGUAGAGAGAGGGGUGAUAAGUCUGUAUGGCGUGAAGAGCGAGCUGUUUGUCGCGAUGAGCAGCCGCGGAUGGUUGUACGGAACGAGGGUCUUCCGUGACGAGUGCAAGUUCAAGGAGACGCUGCUGCCCAACAAUUACAACGCAUACGAGUCUUCCAUUUACAAGGGCUUUUACAUCGCCCUCAGCAAACAUGGCCGCUUGAAGCGAGGCUACAAGGCCUCCCCAGCAAUGACUGUCACACAUUUCCUUCCACGUUUAUGAGCGGAACUGGCAAUAACACAAUAAUUUGCACAUGUCGGAUGUUCUGGUGGGGAACCUAAACUUAAGGUUUAUCGCAAAGAACAAAUAAUAACACUUACAGUAUUUAUUCUCGUUGAAAUGGUAAUAUAUGUAUAUUUCGGUAGCUUACUUUGUCUCUGAACUUUGUGUAAAUGCCAUUAUUUGCUGCUUAUGGUUUCUGUUAUGACUAUGUGAGAGUCGAGGUGCUUUAUGGGUGCUUGGUGUGAACUUUAGCCUGUCAUAGGAGCGAGCAACAUCCUCAGCUUUUAAUAGUGAAACGAAUACUUUUUAUUAUACCUCAAAGAGCCACUGAAAAGAGUUACGAGGAAAGAAUCUGUAUGCCACCAUUUAAGAUGAAAGCACUUAUUUUCUGCAUUUAUUCCUGUUUUAUGAUUCGGUGGUGCCUUAGUUACUGAUUUUUCGACUCGUUUUAUUUGUAUGCAAUGAAGACAUGCCACUGUUUUGACUUUAUAGGUCUAUCAAUCAGUCUGGCAGGCUGUAACCUCAGUUAAGAUUAGUUUGUGUUCUAUAUUUAUAUCGGACGACUUGCAUGGAUCUUUAUUGGUACCCAGAAAAACGUUUACAGUUUAUCUGGUAUGCAUUUGAACUCUUUAAUCUUUUACAUUUUGUCAUAAAUACCUUUUCAUUUUCUGGUCCUUGGCGGCAGUGACUGAUAUCCAGUUAGGUGUUAGCAAUUUGAUCUCACCAACAUGCUGACUGCAUACUUGAACUUUGCCUCAAAGAUCUUUGGAAUGUAAAAACCAAUGUGAAAACUGUCUUAAUGUCUUUAAGACAACCUCAUUAUUCAUGCUUAAAUACCCAAACACCUGAUUUCAAACAGAUUUCUUCUGUAUUUUUACGCAUUCCCAUUCGCUAGCAUACACAGUAUGCCCAUUUCACAAAUUUUAAAGGAACAAGCCCACAUUUUGGGAAUUUAGCUUAUUCACUGUA
Paramisgurnus dabryanus is the source of this 2243-nucleotide messenger RNA. RefSeq names its product fibroblast growth factor 6a (gene fgf6a). The record is from RefSeq and is a predicted model, not a curated record. Gene Ontology annotation, molecular function: growth factor activity. Lineage: Eukaryota; Metazoa; Chordata; Actinopteri; Cypriniformes; Cobitidae.